CCUGUCCGCGUUCCUCCCAAAUCUCUCCCAAUCCUCAUCCCAUCGCCCUUAUCGGAUCCUUGCGAUGCAAACCCGAAGUGGGUUUUUCUACCCCAAACCCGAACUCGACGCCUCCGCCGUCAAGGGCAAGCGGAGAAGGGAAGAGCUGGGCUUAAAACAUUGUGGUGGUUUCCGCAGGAAAAAGAUCCGGCAGGUGGCGGCGCCGGUCGCCGGAGUCGAUUUCUUCGAUGGGUUGCCGGACGAUCUCGUGCUCUGUGUCCUCUGCAAGCUGAGCUCCUCUGCUCGUUGCCCCUCCGAUCUCGUCAACAUCCUCAUGACAUGCAAGAGAUUCAACGGAUUAGGGGUGAAUCCUAUGGUCCUGGCAAAAGCAUCGGCGAAAUCGCUGGCGGUUAGAGCUAAGAAUUGGUCGGAGCAAGCUCACCGCUUCCUGAAGCGCUGUGCAGAUUCCGGCAACCUCGAAGCCUGCUAUAUCCUCGGCAUGAUCAAAUUCUACUGCCUGCAAAAGAGGUGCUCAGUUUGUGGGCUUGUGAAUUACUGCUCCAGGGCGUGUCAGGCUCUUCACUGGAAGUAUGAGCAUAAGAAUGAGUGUAGGCCCAUGGACCGGUGGCUUGAGGAUCCAGCCCACGUUGAUGCUCAGCCAGGCGGCGAUGCGGGCGGCGAUGUAAAUUAGGAGAAAGAGAGGUCUGUUCUUGUAAUUUUCCCUUUUUUUUUAAGAUGUAUUUUUGAUUAAUUUAAUUAGGUUUUUCUUCUUUUAUUUUUUUUCGGGUUCGGUUCUCCUGGGUCAUGUACAGUUUCCGUCGUGUUACUUUUUGGUUGAAAUUUAUAUCAAUGAGUUUUUUUGAGAU
Messenger RNA from Asparagus officinalis (garden asparagus), 845 nucleotides. RefSeq names its product F-box protein At1g67340-like. Lineage: Eukaryota; Viridiplantae; Streptophyta; Magnoliopsida; Asparagales; Asparagaceae. The coding region runs from base 65 to 670 and encodes 201 amino acids. The record is from RefSeq and is a predicted model, not a curated record. Gene Ontology annotation, molecular function: protein binding. The transcript has 4 exons.